ACAGACACGAACGUAAAGGAAACGUGUAUGUGAAAUAGAGAUCAAUACAAAUAUAAAGUUUCCUACAUCCCUCUACUCUUCAUCCUUCGCGUGAGGAGUGGCUGUUUACUCCAUGCAGCGAGUUCACGUUUUCGGAAACGAACAAUUCAGCAGAUGAGAAAGAGCGAUCUCGAUGGACUUUCAAAGCGUGAAUCCCCUCAAUGUUCGAUUGAACAAAGUGUCAGGCAACCUGUUACCGAUGACCGACGGGUCGUCGUUUCCUAUAUACUGGCAGAUAUACAGCAUUGUGAUAUGGCUGCUGGAGAUCACUCAAAUAAGUAUAUUAAUCCCAGGCUGCUUCCUCGUGCCGACGGAGAACGCUUUAAAGGACGGCAUGAUCGGCGUCGCGAUCACAUUUGAGGUGUUCUUCGUAGUCAUGCGACUACACACGUGCAGGGGACUGAUACAACGCUUAAUCGAGAAGCUGAACAGUAUCAUGCUCUUGGAUGACGAGCUGAUGCGGAGUACCGUGAGAACGACACUCAAGUCGAUGGAUAUUCCUCUCAAGUUCUGUUGGUCAGCCGGCGUAGUGUCUGUAAUCUUGUGGUGCAGCCCGCCGUAUGUGUUGAUCUUUCAGAAGGAUCGCUUCUUCUACUUAGAUUACAAGAUGCCGGUUGCUUUCGGCACAGAGCCGUUCUCCACCGCGGUCUUCGUGGUGGGAAGCCUCAUCGUGUCGACCAGCAGCGCGUACAUUUUCACGAAGAAGAUCGCCGCGGACACUUAUAUGAUACAUUUGAUACUACUGGUGACAGCGCAGUAUCGAUAUAUCGCGUUGAAGCUAUCGUUGAUAAUAAAAGACGGAUGCUGUCCAAGAAAUAAUCUCAAUACUCCUGUCGGGAAAGAAUGUUAUCUUGAGGCGGACCGACGCACGAAAAAGCAGAUCAAAGCGUUGUGUCAACAUCACAACGCUAUGCUUUACGUGAUGCUUAUGUUGAAAGAGCUGCUAUCGCUGAACUUCAGUUUAAUAUACGUGAACAACGUUUUCCGCUUUUGCGCUAUUGCUUUCAUGAUAUUAGUAGUAUCAUCUACGGGUUUCGUGGAAGGCUCCGCGGUGAUCUUGUACGCCUGCGGUGGAAUGGUUCAACUCUACUUAUUGUGUUAUUGCGUACAACAACUAUUAGAUGCGGGUGUCGAAAUAACAGAUAAUGCCUUUCACGAAAAGUGGUACGAACACGGGACGUUCUUAAGACGUACAUUUAUAAUGAUGAUAAUGGCUAAUAAUUUGGAGUGUAAACUGUCGCGAUUUGAAAAAUUUAAUCUGUCUUUGUCCUCGUUUAUGGCGAUCCUAAACCAAUCAUAUUCAAUAGCUCUUCUGCUUCUAAGAACUACAUAAAUAAUAAGAAGUGCGUGAAAGUGUUGCGCACAUUUCUUAUACGUACGAACAAUAGUAG
Molecule: messenger RNA, 1430 nt
Organism: Odontomachus brunneus
Lineage: Eukaryota; Metazoa; Arthropoda; Insecta; Hymenoptera; Formicidae
Exons: 7
Coding region: 173-1372 (399 amino acids)
Biological process (GO): sensory perception of smell; detection of chemical stimulus involved in sensory perception of smell
Cellular component (GO): plasma membrane
Molecular function (GO): odorant binding; olfactory receptor activity
Source: RefSeq, a predicted model, not a curated record